GUCCGAGCUCGUCUCCGGUCACAACGGUCACAACCAUCUCGUCCGAGAGGUCGACGUUUGAAGGACCGCUCGAAACGCUUUGGGAAGAAUCUCGUGGGGCUUUUCAACCAGAAGCGACCGGCGAAGCACGGCGAGAGCUGGUCGCCGAUCCCAAACUCCUCAAGCGAAGAGGCCCUCAGCCCUGGAGGCGGCAACGACAAUGAUGCAAGCGUUGGCGAAACUCCUCCACAGAGUGCCUUCGUGGUGGAGAGUGGGGACCGCACUCUGCGAGCGAUGGCCGGGAAGCACGCAAGGGAUUUCGUUCCCGAACGGCUGCCUUGGCAGAUACUCUGCCGGAUGACGCGAGUUUGCCAACUCACCUGGGCCAUGUGCGGCGUGAUGGUCCUCCUGAAGGAGCUUGGCCUGGUUCAGGUGGACUUCCAGCAGGGCAGUGCUCGGGCCCUUGCUGCAGAGCUGGCGCUGGAGGAGGUGCGUUUGGACUGGCCCAAUGGCACUCUCUUUCUUCCGGCCAUGCUCCACUGCCCGGCUUCAUCCGUGGAGCCUCUGCUGCUCGCGAGCCCUACAUCUCUGUACCUGGGGAGUCACCUCCCGCAAGCUGAGGCAGUGCCUGUCCAGUUCGAGUUUCUUGCUGCUGUGCGGUGGCCACAGGGGGCGACGUGGCUCAGCACGGGAGAAGGCAGAGGCCACACCGGACUGGAACGCCUGGCGCUACUAGCACCCGGCAAGAGCGGCCUCAGGUGA
Molecule: messenger RNA, 741 nt
Organism: Symbiodinium sp. CCMP2456
Lineage: Eukaryota; Dinophyceae; Suessiales; Symbiodiniaceae
Source: the annotation of a GenBank genome assembly